AUGGAAGUAACACGUUCAAAUUUCCAACAAGUUUUAAGCGAGCUUGAUCAGGUGCUGAAAGAUGCAACAUUUUUGGCAAUUGAUGGAGAAUUCACAGGAUUAAAUUCUGGACCUGAUGCUAAACCUUUUGAUACUCCGUCUCAAUAUUAUCAAAAGUUAAAAUCGGGUUCAAUGGAUUUUUUGCUUGUACAAUUUGGUCUGUCAGCUUUCACAUUUGAUGUACAAACGAAUAAGUACAGUCAAAGAUCUUACAAUUUUUACGUAUUUCCAAGACCAUUUAACAGAGCGGCUCCAGAUUGCAGAUUUAUGUGUCAAGCAUCGUCAAUUGUAUUUUUAGCAUCUCAAGGGUUUGAUUUUAAUAAAUUAUUCAGAGACGGUAUACCUUACUUAACAACUAGUGAUGAGGAGAAAUUAACGAGUAACACCAAAAUCGAAGAAUUCAUGAGUUCCAAUGAGGAAGAAACAAUGUUAAAUAGAUGCAAUGCUUACAUCAGAAGGAUAAUCCAUCAAGAAGUAAGAUUACGGUGGCCUAAUAAAAUCAGAGUUGAAGGAAAAGUUGAUGGUGCAACACAGGGCUUGAUGGUUUAUAAAAUGGGUACCAAAGAGGAAGAAAAGAAAAAGGAAGAAGAAAGGCGUGAAAAAAAAAAAGAAGAAUUGAAGGAAGCUGUGGGUCUUAGUGUACUAUUGCGAAAAAUUGCUGACUCUAAUAAAUUGAUAGUUGGACAUAAUAUGCUUCUAGAUCUUUGUCAUAUAGUCCGUCAAUUUUUUGGUCCACUGCCAGAUUCGUACAAAGAAUUUAAGUUACUGGUCCACAAUUUAUUUCCUAAUCUUAUAGACACUAAGGUACUCUCACAAGCACCUAACUUUAAGGAUAUUAUACCUUCAAGUGUACUGAAUUAUAUGCUAGACACUGUGAGCAAAGCACCAUUUAAUCUACCCGAAAUAAUUCCUGUGGAAGAUCGAAGAGCAUCAGAAUCAACUCCAGUGCCAAUGGUGCUUCCUGGUUCAGAGUUAUUGAAGCCUUUCAUCAACAAAUUGACAAUGCUUAGAUUAAAAGACUUUUCUUUCAUAAAUCUCGUUGGUGCGGACCCUCAACCAAGCCGAAGUCAUGUAUUUCACGUCACAUUUCCAAAAGAAUGGAAAUUAAGUAACUUACAACAACUUUUUUCCCCAUUCGGAGGAGCUUUCAUAUCAUGGUUAACGGAAACAACAGCAUACGCAGGAUUGAAUUGUCGUGAAAGAGCUCCAGCAUUCCUUAAAAAAUUAAAGAAAAAAAAUUACCGCUUAGGAGGUGCCCAACUCCAAACUUAUACUCACCAUCAAGAUUCACUGGAAUCUUCAUCAGUAUCAAACAACGUAGAAGGAGGAAAAGGAGAAAAAGGAGAUCGAAAACGAAAGCGAAGAAAUAAUGACAGUGAAGAUGAUAAAAAACAAGAGGACAAUGGACCAAAAUAAAUUA
Molecule: messenger RNA, 1459 nt
Organism: Cotesia congregata
Lineage: Eukaryota; Metazoa; Arthropoda; Insecta; Hymenoptera; Braconidae
Source: the annotation of a GenBank genome assembly